Molecule: messenger RNA, 1269 nt
Organism: Linum trigynum
Lineage: Eukaryota; Viridiplantae; Streptophyta; Magnoliopsida; Malpighiales; Linaceae
Source: the annotation of a GenBank genome assembly
UUACUACCGGGCUAAACCAGCUCCAUGGUUAUAUCGUACUGGGCCAAAGCGGAUGCAGCCCACGAAAUUAUUUACUCGGCGGAAAAAACCCCUAACCUAGGUAUAAUGUUUGCAAUUCUUCGUCUCCCCCUUCUUCCAUCGAAAGCAGAAAGAGGAGCGAGAAGCCGCCACUCUAAGCCAUCUGCAUCCUGCGCGCCGACCUAACGAAGGUGAAGCUCUCCAGAAUAGACCCACCUCUUUGAAGCUAUAUUUGGAACAAGUUUCCUCAUUAUGUUUUCGUUCCAUUUAUGCUGAAUGUGAUUUUGAUAUGAGUUCUUGUUCUUGGUCUCUUCUGACGGCAGGCUAAGGACCAAAAUGGCGACAUAUGCUGCGAUUAAGCCUGCAAAGGCUGGGAUUGAGGAGCCACAAGAGCAAACUCACAAAAUCAGGAUCACUCUUUCCUCCAAGAACGUGAAGAACCUCGAGAAAGUUUGCGGUGAUUUGAUUCGCGGUGCCAAGGACAAGAGGUUGAGAGUUAAGGGUCCAGUGAGAAUGCCCACCAAGACUCUUCUUAUUACCACCAGGAAGUCUCCUUGUGGUGAAGGAACCAACACCUUUGACAGAUUUGAGCUCCGUGUUCACAAGCGCAUCAUCGACCUGUUCAGCUCCCCUGAGGUGGUGAAGCAGAUUACCUCCAUCACCAUCGAGCCAGGUGUUGAGGUGGAAGUCACAAUCGCUGAUGCUUGAGAAUGUCCCCUGUUUGGCUUCGUGUUUUGGCUUCUUAAGUAGUUUAUUGUAGUACGGGUCAGUCCGAGUUGGGAAGGUGUUGGAUGUUUUACAUGUUAUUGAAAAGUAUGUUCCAGCCAAUACUGCUUAGAGGCUAUGGUAGUACGAGCUGUGUACCUGCUAUUGUUUUGCAUUUCAAGAGAUUCUGUUAAUGCAGAAAAAGAAUUUUGCUUCACAAGUUAUCUGUUGAUUUUGUUGAAAUGUUGAAUCGGCAUGAGAAUGGAGGUAUGUACAUUGUCGAUGGUUUUCGCUUUCUUGAACUACAUAUUCUCCGAGUUAAGAAUGUUAUGCUCGCAAGGAGCAGACUUUUAACUGGGUGUUUGGUUCAGACUAGAAAAACUACAUCAUGUCUCAGUUACAGCACUACUACUCAACUCAACCUCACAGCUAUCUGGUGCUCUUAUUGCUCGCGAACCUAAAUGGUUUUGGUUUCUGCCAAAGAUAAGAGAUGCCAACAUCUGCAAGAUAAAGGACGCCAAGUUCUGAGCUAUGCAUCCAACACUG